Messenger RNA from Chelonoidis abingdonii (Abingdon island giant tortoise), 4220 nucleotides. Lineage: Eukaryota; Metazoa; Chordata; Testudines; Testudinidae. The record is from RefSeq and is a predicted model, not a curated record.
CACCUUUUUGGAACUGUGUGUGGAGCUCGCCCCAGCACUGCAGCUUAAGAACAUCAGAAUGAGAGCUGCUCUGACUGUGGAAAAGCAAGUGGCGAUUGCUGUGCGGAAGCUGGUAACUCCAGACUGCUUCCGUUUAGUUGUGAUUCAGUUUGGAGUUGGAAAGUCUACCAUGGGGGCUGCGGUGAUGCAAGUAGGCAGGAUCAUUAACUACCUCCUGCUACAAAGGACUGUGACUGUUAGUAAUGUCCAGGAAAUAAUUGAUGACUUUGAGGCAAUGGGAUUCCCUAACUGCAACAGGACAAUAGAUAGAACACACAUUUAUUUUAGCACCAUCUUGCGACAGAGUACAUCCACCGAAAGGGCUACUUCUCCAUGGUCUUGCAGGUGCUGGUGGAUCACGGGAGCCAUUUCAUUGACAUCAGUGCGGGGUGGUCAGGGAAAGUGCAUGAUGCACUUUUGGAACAAUGGACUGUGUAGAAAGCUGCAUGCUGGGACUUUCUUUCCAGCCCAGAAGAUUCCAGUGAGGGAAUAUGAAAAUUCCCAUAGUGAUCCUUGGAGAGCCGACAUACACCUUGCUCCUGGAGCUCAUGAAGCCUUACACAGGAAACCUAGACAGCAACAAGGAGCAAUUCAACAACAGGCCUAGCAGAUGCCGAAUGACCAUUGCAUGUGCCUUUGGCUGGCACUGUCUUUUUUUCCAGGUAGACCUCAAUGAGGAAAAUAUUCCGAUGGUCAUUGCAGCCUGCUGUACUCUUCAUAAUAUUUGUUAAUUGAAGGGGGAAAAGUUUCCCCAGGGUAGGCCACUGAGGCUGAUCAACUGGCUGCUGAUUUUGAGCAGACAGAUAGACGGGCAAUUAGAAGAGCGCAAUGAGAGGCUAUUCAAAUCAGGGAGGUUUUGAAGAAGCUUUUGACAGUGAUUCUCAGUAUUGUGUCUGUAUAUGAUGCGUGCAGACAGACAACGUUUACUUACCCCUGUAGUGCUUGCUUCUUGAGGAUUUAUUGCAAGGAGCAAAUAUUCCUACCUAUAGCCACUAUGUUUCAGUGUUAGUACUGAGUGAUGUAUGUAUGUCACAAAUAAAGACUCAAAGAUUCAAAUUUAAUAACGGGAUAAAACAAACUUUUGGACAAACGGAACAUGAAAAUGAACAGUCUUGAGGUUAGGGCUUUCAUAGCUGGAUGUAAUUCCAGUUUUCACUGGAAAAUCGUUCUCAAGCAUGGCGUGCACAGGUUACUGUGAGGGACUGGAAACAAGCAAUGAAUGCAGUAGGGGAGUUGGGGGAGGGAUGGACCAGAGUUCUGUAGUGGCUGGAGGGAGUCAGGCAUGGAUUUGCUCUGAUUGCAGGCUAAUGAGGGACUUCAACAUCUCUAUCUGGUCCAGGAGGUUUAUCAUCCACUCCUGUCCGUGUCCCUUCCUGGCUAUCAAGCCUCAGUCUUUCAUUAAUUUGUCUCCCUCCAUGCUCUUGUUUCACUAUGUGCUGCAUCUAUUGACUGCAGCACUUGUCAAAACAUUUCCUCCUCAUUCCUCCUGGGUUCGCUGCUUUAUCUGAUGGAGGCUCUCUGCCAGCGUGGAGGAAUGCGUUCUGAAGACACAUGUGCAGAAGGCAAAAGAACAGUGAACAGAGACAAUAUUGUGAGUUCGUUCACAGACGUGAAUCACAAAAGUUACGCACCCCUCUUUCUCAGAGUCCCUUGGAUAGCACACAGUUGGCCGUGAGUCCCAAUUAUGGUGAGUUCGCGGGAGGAGGAAAGGAAAGGGCAAGAAAGUACAAAGGGUGAUUUUUGAAGGGGUUACUAUUAGUGGCUAGGGAGCCUAUUCUGAAUACUUGUACCCUUUUCCACAGGCUAGGGCAAUCAAACCCGAUAUCUCACUCCUCAGGGUAAUUCAGGAUGCAAGAGAACAUCUCCUGCCUGCAUGUGGUUUCAGACCGGCUCCAUAUGCUGCUUGUCUGUGUGCCACUCUGGUUCCUGCAAAAGUAAUUGCCGGGUGGCACGGCAAAGUUUUCAUACACUGGGGUAGAAACAAGGCAGCUCUACCAAGGAACCUUCGGCAGCGUAUUGCAGAGUACCUACAGGAAAGUUUCCUAGAGAUCACUAUGGAGGAUUCCAGAGACAUCCCCAUGUAACAUUAAUAAACUUUUCUGCUGUGGCCCCACUGCAUAGAUGGACAGGCUCUGUUGUUAAUUUCUGUCCCUUAUCCCUCCUCCAACUUAUAACAAAGUACAUGAGAGCUCAAUCUCCUGUCACCAUGCAGUAUGAAAGCAAAAUGAGCACUUACCAGAGCUGUCGUCUCCUGCAUCCUCCGCGCCAAAGCCAGAGUGCUGGGAUUAGCUAUACCCUUUCGGAUUGGAAAAGAGAUCCUGACUCACUGUGACACUUGAUGACCCUGCCUUGUGCUCUACAUCGUCUUCCUGCUCCAUCUCCUUGUCCACCACUUCCUCACUGGAGUUGAGUCUGAUGGCUGUUGCCUCCAUGCCCCGGAAGUAUCCACGGGGCUCUUGGUGGUGGAGAUGGGUCACUGCCAAGGAUGUCGUGCAGCUCCUUAUAGAAACAGCAUAUCUUUGGUGCUGCACGAGAGCGACGAUUGGCCUCCCUUGCCUUCUGCUGGCUACAGAAUUUCCAUCAGAAGAUAUUCUCUUAGUAACAGCUUCUCCAGUUAUAAAAGCAGUAACAAAUUUCAAACAGGUCUCCAAAACACUGGAGGAAUUUGAUGUUGAAGAACAACCAAGCACUAUGUUAGAAAAACGGUAUCCCAACAUUAAAGUUAUAGAGUCUGGAGUGAAACAGUUGAAAAGUCAGGAGCAUAAAAUUUUCACAGAAGAUGGCAAACAGUGUAUAUAUGAAAAACUUUGCCUAUGUGCAGGAGCAAAACCUAAGUUAAUUUUUGAAGAAAACCCAUAUGUAUUAGGAAUCCGGGAUACUGACAGUGCUCAGGCCUUUCAGAAUCAUUUGGCUAAAGCUGAAAGAAUAGCAGUUGUGGGAAAUGGUGGCAUUGCGCUCGAAUUAGUGUAUGAAAUUGAAGGAUGUGAAGUGCUUUGGGCCAUCAAAGACAAAGCCAUUGGGAAUACUUUCUUUGAUGCAGGAGCAGCUGAAUUCCUUAUUCCAAAGCUAACAGCUGAGAAAUUAGAGACUGCAAUUGCAUGUAAAAGAACCAAAUAUACGACAGAAGGAUGUGAGAAGGAAGAAGGAAGUGUGGCAGCAGCUGACAAACUUGGCACUGCCUUAGGCCCUGAUUGGCAUGAGGGCCUACAUCUUAAAGGAACUAAAGAGUUUUCUCACAAAGUUCACAUUGAAACACUGUGUGAAAUAAAGAAAAUAUACCUUCAGCAAGAAUUCAAGCAGCUGCAGAAGACCUCUUUGUCUUUUCCUAAAGACAGUUCAGAUAACCAGAAUGCACACCCAGAUGAAGAGCUGUGGCCUGUAUAUAUGGAAUUAACCAAUGGGAAGAUAUAUGGCUGUGAUUUCAUUGUCAGUGCAACUGGAGUUGUGCCAAAUGUUAAGCCAUUUCUUGAUGGUAAUAAUUUUACUCUAGGUGAAGAUGGCGGUCUGAAAGUGGAUAAACAUAUGCACUCUUCAGUAGCAGAUAUCUAUGCAGCAGGGGAUAUCUGCACUGCAUCAUGGGAACCUAGUCCAGUGUGGCAGCAGAUGAGGCUUUGGACCCAAGCUAGACAGAUGGGAUGGUAUGCAGCAAAGUGCAUGGUAGCAGAUUUUUUAGGGGAAUCUAUUGACAUGGACUUCAGUUUUGAACUCUUUGCUCAUGUUACAAAAUUUUUCAAUUAUAAGGUGGUGCUUUUGGGAAAGUACAAUGCCCAGGGUUUGGAUUUAGACCAUGAACUAAUGUUGAGGUGUACCAAAGGGCAAGAAUAUGUCAAAGUGGUAAUGCAGAACGGACGAAUGAUGGGAGCUGUAUUGAUCGGUGAAACAGACUUAGAAGAAACCUUUGAAAAUUUGAUUUUAAAUCAAAUGGAUCUUUCAGCAUAUGGGGAAGAUCUCCUAAAUCCAAAUGUUGACAUAGAGGAUUAUUUUGACUGAAACAAAAACAUUGCUCUCCAUGAUUUGAUUUAGCAUUUGGACUUUUCGUGCUGUAGUUUAUAUAACAAUUUACUCAGAAUUUACAGAAAUCAAGUAACCAGAUGUAAUUACAAUUCUGGAGUGAAGAUACUGUGCUGGUACUGCCACGCACUAAGAGGCAGUUGGGAGAUACGUGCUGAAAUGGAGCAGCA